GCGCUAAUCGGAAAUGCGAAAUAUUUUGGAAGCUUUGGUCCGAGACUUAAUAACGCAGGGGCUACGUUUAUCCGAACGGUCAAACUAAUAAAUGACUCGUCAACUCGAAACAUGUCAGAAAAUAAAGUGGAAGUGAUUGAUAUCAAUGAUGAUGAUGAUGGAGACUUUGUCUCCUGCCAGGUCUGCUUUACAAACUUUAAUGAAGGAGAACAUCUGCCAAAAUUUUUAGACAAAUGUCAUCACUUUUUCUGUCUUACCUGUAUUAAGAGUCUUGUAAAAGGUACAAACAGCAGAAAGAAAGUAACCUGUCCCAUGUGCAGAGCAACUUCAGUACUUGGAAAGAAGAAAUGUGAAGAUUUAGGCACAAAUCAUAUUGCCUUGCGUUUAUUAAUAGUGGUUGGAGAAUCCCAGAAAAAACAGAACGAAGGGACAAACCAGCAGUGGUGUUCUGAAUGUAAUGCUUCAGCAUCUAAAAACUGUGAUCUUCAGAAACAUGAAAUUAUAAAUUUCAACGAAAUAUACCAUUCCCACUCUUUGCUCCUCAAGGAUAUUAUCAUCAAUUCAAAUUCAGCAUGUGACCAAGCCCUGGAAAUUUACAGAAAAAUUGAGUCUUCACAUGAAGUCAUUCUGACUAGAAUUCGGUGGCUUGAGUCUGAAAUGACUCAAAGGGUAUUAUCUAAUAAUGCCAAAAUUGCUCAUGUGGAGUCCUUGAAAUCAGAAGAAGGAUGGAUUGAUGCAUGCAAGGAAGAAAACAUGAAUGCAAGCAUGAAUAAAAUCAAACAGCUUGUAGUCAAGUUCAGUGACAUAACUGAAGAGGUGAAAGCUGCUGAAUUAAAGGCUAAAGAUUACCUUGAUACUAAUGGCAGUAACGACGUUGCUUUCUUAAUUGAAUUAUUGAAAAGUCAAGAAACCGAUCCUUCGGAAAAUUUCACUUCCGUUCCAAAUGGCAGCAGUAUCAGUGGCGUGGUGAUUCAAGAUAAUCCGGUAACUAAGGUCACGAAAGAUCAAGAAUUGAAACAAAAUCAAAGUCAACAAUUACCCAAGCGACGGGGUGAAGAGCAUGCAGAAUCAACUACACUUCCUACGAAGAAGAUUCGGGUAGAAACUCCAAUCGAGUCAAAUAAGAAGAUCUAUAGGGCUGUUCGACAUCUUUUUUAACAUUUGUUGCCAUCGUGGCAACGCAGCAACUCAUGUAUUUUUUGUCUGCUACGAGUGACUUGUUUAUUCUGUGAAAUAUGAAAGUUCGUGUGUUCGGAUCACUUUGUUACAGGAAAGCCGAGUGGAGAAUUCCACAAAAAACAUGUUGAUUGGGCACCCUCUAUAAAUGUGGGAUCAAAUAAGACGAAACAAUUUCUAGGUAUAAGAUGGUGAUCAUCAAGUACGUAACAAUGUUGCUUUUGACAAGGCUGAUACACCUCCAUUGAUAGAUGUUGAAACUGCAACUGAAGUUAAGGAUUCCGGUUUUUUGAACAAUUUGAUACAAGUUGAUUUAGUUAUGGCUGAUAGGGGAUUUACAGUUCAUGAGGCUGUUACUUUACGAAUGCAAAUCUUGCUGUGCCUUCGUUCCUUGGAAAGCAAACACAGUUGUCAAAUGUUGAAGUUGAGUACUUUAGAGGCCUAGCAAGGAUUCGUAUACAUGUUGAGAGAGUUAUAGGGGCCACAAAACAAAGAUCACUAUUUUAGAAGGUCCUCUUCAUCGUGCAACACUUUCUGUUUCAAAGGGUGAAGAUUCAGCAAUAAUUGAUAAAAUUGUUAUGGUCUGUUGCGCUCUUUACAAUUCGUGUUCAUCUGUUGUACCCUUACUGUAGUGUGUUUAGGUGAAUAAUUGUCAUAAUAAACCACAAAUUUUCAAAAAAUA
Molecule: messenger RNA, 1858 nt
Organism: Daphnia pulex (common water flea)
Lineage: Eukaryota; Metazoa; Arthropoda; Branchiopoda; Diplostraca; Daphniidae
Exons: 8
Coding region: 112-1158 (348 amino acids)
Biological process (GO): protein ubiquitination
Molecular function (GO): ubiquitin protein ligase activity
Source: RefSeq, a predicted model, not a curated record